Phacochoerus africanus (Common warthog) is the source of this 1083-nucleotide messenger RNA. It is a transcript of the gene NUDT22, whose product is annotated as nudix hydrolase 22. The record is from RefSeq and is a predicted model, not a curated record. NCBI's taxonomy places the organism in Eukaryota, Metazoa, Chordata, Mammalia, Artiodactyla, Suidae. Gene Ontology annotation, molecular function: GDP-mannose hydrolase activity. The coding region runs from base 121 to 1068 and encodes 315 amino acids. The transcript has 5 exons.
CGAAAAUUGUGGGCGGGUGAGUGGCGGCUGGAGCUUCCGGAACCGGGGAGGCGUAUCGGCGCGUCAGAUGUUGGAGAGAGGACCUUCGGUUUUGGGAAACAGAACUGCCCUGUCCUAACCAUGGACCCUGAGGUGUCCCUGCUGCUACAGUGCCCCCCUGGCGGGUUGCCCGAGGAGCAAGUACGGGCUGAGCUGAGUCCAGCCUAUGACCGUCGCCCAUUGCCAGGAGGGGACAAGGCCAUCACUGCCAUCUGGGAGAGCCGGCUUCAGGCCCAGCCCUGGCUCUUUGAUGCCCCCAAGUUCCGCCUACACUCUGCCACCCUGGUGCCCACUGGCUCACCGGGGCCACAGCUGCUCCUGCACCUGGGCCUUACAUCCUAUCGAGACUUCCUGGGCACCAACUGGGCCAGCUCAGCUGCCUGGCUGCGACAGCAGGGGGCCACCGACUGGGGUGACAAGCAAGCCUACCUGGCGGACCCCUUGGGGGUGGGGGCUGCCCUGGCCACUGCUGAUGGCUUCCUUGUCUUUCUGCGCCGCUCUGGGCAGGUGGCUGAGGCACCUGGGCUGGUGGACGUGCCUGGUGGGCACCCUGAACCUAAGGCCCUGUGCCCAGGUGACAGCCCCCUGCACAAGGACCUCCCUGGGGAGCUGGUGGUACAUGAGCUCUUCUCCAGUGUCCUCCAGGAGAUCUGUGAUGAGGUGAACCUGCCGCUGCUCACCCUGAGCCGGCCGCUGCUAUUGGGCAUCGCCCGCAAUGAGACCAGUGCCGGCCGUGCCAGUGCUGAGUUCUACGUCCAAAGGUGCGGAGGUUGCAGGAGACUGAAAUGUGGCCCCAGCUCUGCCCAUCGGCCAAAGGCGCCAUCUUCCUCUACAGUCGGGUCCAGGGAAACUCCACCUGAGUUGCCGAGUCCCCAGCCCUGUCACCACCGCUCGAAAGACAAUAAAGGACUUUAUUCUUGGAUUCCGCUGACAUCUGCUGUUUCCGUGGGACAGGGAGGGGCCGCUGGGAGAGCCCUAGGUGGCCGACAGAGACAAGCGAAGGGCCUGGGGUGGGGGGUGGGGUGGUAAGGCCCAGCCUCGGUU